Penicillium salamii is the source of this 570-nucleotide messenger RNA. The record is from the annotation of a GenBank genome assembly. Lineage: Eukaryota; Fungi; Ascomycota; Eurotiomycetes; Eurotiales; Aspergillaceae.
AUGGAUGUCCCCGAGCCCGAACAGUCGCCUUUCACGGCCGUGUCUGUCCACACCUCCAAGAUCACUCGGCAAUACCAAGCCUACCUCGAUGCCUCAACCCCAUACACAACCUACAGAUGGGUAGGAUCCGGCGCCCUCUUAUUCCUAUUCUUCCUGCGCAUCAUCUUCGCACAGGGCUGGUACAUCGUGGCCUACACCCUCGGAAUCUACCUACUGAACCUCUUCCUCGCCUUCCUAACACCCAAAUUCGACCCCUCCCUCACACAGGACGAAGGCCUUGAAGAUGGAGAUGCAGGCUCCCCCAGCCUGCCAACCAAGAAAGACGAAGAAUUCAGACCCUUCAUCCGGCGUCUCCCAGAAUUCAAAUUCUGGCACUCUGCCACCCGCGCCAUUGCCAUCGGCUUCCUCUGCGCCUGGCUGCCUAUGUUUGAUAUUCCCGUUUUCUGGCCUGUUCUGGUCGUGUACUGGAUUAUCCUGUUUGUGUUGACGAUGCGACGACAAAUCCAGCACAUGAUCAAGUACCGCUAUGUACCGUUCUCGUUCGGAAAAACACGGUACGGCCGGUCAUAG